This is a messenger RNA of Salvelinus namaycush (lake trout), 2793 nucleotides long. RefSeq names its product sine oculis binding protein homolog (Drosophila) a (gene sobpa). The transcript has 8 exons. Gene Ontology annotation, cellular component: nucleus. The record is from RefSeq and is a predicted model, not a curated record. Lineage: Eukaryota; Metazoa; Chordata; Actinopteri; Salmoniformes; Salmonidae. The coding region runs from base 1 to 2793 and encodes 930 amino acids. Gene Ontology annotation, biological process: animal organ development.
AUGGCAGAGAUGGAAAAAGAGGGCAGACCCCCUGAAAAUAAAAGAAGCAGAAAACCGGCUCACCCGGUGAAAAGGGAAAUCAACGAAGAAAUGAAGGUUCGAGAUGAGCGGGCCCACCCAUGGGCAGGAAAGGCGGGUGAUCUCCAUGGCAACCCGCCCUACUCCAUGAGUUUUGCAGAGAACACCAUGAAUGAGCUGCUUGGCUGGUAUGGCUAUGACAAGGUGGACCUGAGAGUCCAGGACAACAUCGACAUACGGAACUACCCAGAUGGAGAGGCACAACAACACAUCUCUGUCCUGAAAGAAAACUCUUUACCAAAAAUCCCAGGAGGAUCGGGGGAGAAUAGUGAUGUCUCCCCAAACCAAGCCAAUAGCUCCCACUCUACACCGAUAUUGAGGAACGGAGUGACAGAGUCCUCCACCACCCCGUCCACCUCCACACCCAGCACCAGGGAGCAUGGGAACAUGCCCAUCAUAGUUCCACUGAUCCCACCCCCCAUGAUCAAGCCACCAGCAGACGAGGAUGUGUCUAACGUCCAGAUCAUGUGCGCAUGGUGUCAGAAGGUUGGCGUCAAACGCUAUUCCCUCAACAUGGGCACUGAGCUGAAGAGCUUCUGCAGUGAGAAAUGCUUUGCCGCCUGCCGCAGAGCCUACUUCAAGAGAAACAAGCUUGGAUAUGUAAGGAAUUACAGUGCGAGAGACGAAGACGGCCGUGGUGAGAAAUUACCCCAGCACAGCUAUUCUAAGGAUACGCCCAGGCUUGUCUUCAAGACAAACAGCGAUGUGCUUGUGUGUGACUGGUGCAAACACAUCCGCCACACCAAGGAGUACCUGGACUUUGGUGCUGGUGAACGGAGGCUCCAGUUCUGCAGUGCCAAAUGCCUGAACCAGUACAAGAUGGACAUCUUCUACAAAGAGACUCAGGCGGCGCUGCCAGGGGGCCUGUGUAACCCAGGACACGGCCCUGUGGAGGGCAAGUCGGAGAGCAGCACCGGGGCGCAGCUCCUCACCCCCGAGUCCUGGGGCACGCCCUUGGGUGACUUACGCCGCAAAGCCCCUUCCCCUGGGGGAAACCCCUCUGUGCCAGUCCCCUCCAGCUCCACCGCUGCCUCUCCCUCUGAGACAGGCACUGUCUGCUCCCCUUCCUCCAAAAACCCCACUCCCAGACCCCACGAGAGCCCCACCUUACCCCCUCCCCCACACCCCUCUCUGCACUCUCCCAUGGGAGUCCCCUUGGGUAGCCCCCCAAUGGUGAUGACGCCCCGGGGACCAGUGCCCCUGCCCUUCUUCAUGGAGCACCAGAUGAUGCAGCAGAUGCGGCCACCUUUCCUCCGCCCACCUCCCCACGGCCCAGGCCCUAACAGCCCCCUGUCCAACCCCAUGAUCCCUGGCAUCGGACCACCACCACCCCCGCCGAGAACCCUGGGUCCACCAUCCAGCCCUAUGCACAGGACACAGUUCUCAUCCCACCACCAUCCCUCCAACAACCCCAACCUGGUAGGGAACCCCCCAGGGAUGAUGCCACCCCAUCCAGGCCUACACAUACCCGGUUUUCCCUUCCACUCCAACAUGAUGCCAAACGGGCCCAUGCUUAUGCCACCCAUGAUGAACUUUGGUAUGCCUUCCCUCGCCCCUCUGGUUCCCCCGCCAACCCUGCUAGUCCCUUACCCUGUAAUCGUGCCCCUGCCGGUGCCCAUCCCUAUCCCCAUACCCUUCCCCUUCAACCCCAAGACCUCCAAGGACAAACCCAGCAACAACAACGACCCCAUUCCCAGUGCAUCAGGGGAGGACCACAGGCCCUUCUCCCCUGGUUCCUCCAGAGGGGAUCACAAGUUUGGGCCCUCCAGUUCCGGGGUGCACUCCCCGGGCUUCUCUGGCUACGAUCUGGCCCGCUUUGGCUCUGAGAGGAGUAGGACUGACGUGGUGGACCUGACCGUGAAGACUGAGAGUCCGGGGUGUGCCUCCACCACGGCCUCCCUCCCCGAGGGCGUGAUCGACCUGACUCUGGGCCGGCGAUCGCGGCUGCAGCAGGUCAUCCAGCGGGUGGUGCCCAGUGUCCAGGUAAAGGUGGAACGAGACGGGGACUCAGCCAGCCCCCCACCUUCUGGACCAUCCCCUCUGAAUACCUCUGGGCAGGGGAAGGAGGACAGCAGCCUAGAGGACAUGAGCCAGGAGAUCAGGGAGGCCAUUAGUGACUCUCUGGAGCCAGGCUUCCUGCCUUGUAGCCAGGCCACAUCACCAUCCCCACAGCCAAACCAAAACUCCUACACUACCCAGCUCACAAAUCACCAUGGCACACCACGGACCCAGCCCUGCAGCCCACCUGCCCCCUGUGAUGUCAUAGUAAAUGGCUGCAGUCAACACACAGACGGCCCCAGCCGGAGCACGCUACCCACACCUCUGUCUGACCCUGGCCGGAGAGGAGGAGGAGGCUGCGGCGAACCAGCCAACUGCGAGCUGGAGCGGGAGGCGCUGAAGGAGAACAGCUGCUUGGUGCCAGAGUGGGAACCAGGUAAGAGGGGCCCAAGUGAGGAGGCAGUGCAGGGGGGCACUUGGGAAGGCAAGCUGGAAGCCAACGGCGACCUUAUGGAUCUGGACGAUGAUGACGACCACGCCUAUGCACUGCUGCUGCCCAAGGCUGGCUGUGUCAUCCAGCCCCUGCCAAAGUCCAGCGACAAGACGGCCAUCGUGUCAUGCAGCAUCAGCGCUCCCCUGGCAGCAGGGGCAGGGAGCCCCGAGCUGGAGCCGCCGCUAAAGAGGAGGUGCCUGCGAAUACGCAAUCAGAACAAAUGA